AUGGCCGCUCCCAACGACGUCCGCCAAUCACUCAAGCGCCUGGCUGACGAGGACGCCGAGGACCACAUGGCCAUAUAUGAGGCCAGGAAGCGCCUGAAGGCGAGAGAUGAGCACCGCGCCGCUCUGCUCAGCAACCUCAACACUCCUGCCCAUCCGGCUCCUCCCACUGCCCCUAUCUACUACAACCUCCCGUCCUUCGCCGACGCCACCGGCAACGUGCCUGCUCCUGGGCCGCCUGUCGGCACCUUGUUCUCGUCCCCCUUUGACGACAUCGUUGGCAAUGUCCCCGUCCCUGGCCCACUUGCUGGCACCAUUCCCCUGCCCUCUUCCGCCGAGAACGAUCUCGCCAACAUGUUUGAGCUUGAUCAAGAACUUUUUAUCGACGAUUUACCUUUCCCAACCGAUCAAACGUCCCUCCCCGAUGCGCCUGCUGCCGUUGCCAACCAGCACAUGAUCGAGACUCCUGCCCGCAACAAGUCUCUGUUCGAGCUAUUCGACGAGUUCAGACAGACUCGUGAGCACGGAGAUGAGUCUGUUCUGCACUGCGGUGCAUGUUUCAAGAGGGCAAGAGACCCUAUGCUGACGAAUUGCCUCCACAUUGCGUGCAAGUCUUGUUUCAACGACAUGCUGAAUGCAGUCGAGCACAAUCCUGAGCUUGUUCCCACGUGCGAGACGGAUAUGUGCCCGGAGUUUGACGCCGACCACGUCUUCGAGCUAGGUCCAGACCUGUUCAAGCUUCUUGCCGAGUCCGUUGGCAUCAGCAUCAACGAUCGUGAUGACCUUAGAGCGGAAUUCGGCCCUCUCAGUGAUGCCGCUCUCCGAAUGGGAGAGCUCUACGACGCUGCCGCCCAGCGCGGAGAUGUGGCUGCUCUUAAGGAUCAUCUCGAGCAUGGAUCAGGCGCAAUUCUUCCCUUGGAUGCGGCACUCCUCAACCGAACUCCGAGCUUCUUCGUGUCCGAGCUCAUCAAGGCAUCCCGGCGCACUAGCACAGAGGACCUGCUUGACGGCAUCCACGAUUACGACUUCGACGACUCCGACCAUGCCGGCGCUCAACCCCGUCACGAAGAUCAAUUGCCCUCCGAUGAUAGCAGUAGCGACUAUUCCGGCCGACAGUCCUCCGAUGACGAUACUUCGGCGUCCUCCUCGCGAUCAGGUGAGACCGACUCCGACUCCGACUCCGACGAUGACUGGGAUUCUGACGACUCAGAUGUUUCAGCCACAGAGGUGCGCGUACUUAGGAGAGACUGGUCAGACGAAUACCGGGAGACCUUAAUGCCCGUUCCUGCUAUCGAUCGUCAUGAAGCUUCUGACGACCUGGCACGAGAUGGAUGGCAAUGCGGUCUGGAACCUUCGUUCGCCACGGUCUUCUUUUGA
This is a messenger RNA of Cyphellophora europaea CBS 101466, 1374 nucleotides long. RefSeq lists its product as uncharacterized. Bases 1 to 1374 code for a protein of 457 amino acids. Lineage: Eukaryota; Fungi; Ascomycota; Eurotiomycetes; Chaetothyriales; Cyphellophoraceae. The transcript has 2 exons. The record is from RefSeq and is a predicted model, not a curated record.